AUGGCUCUAUACCAACACAAAGAAAAUGUAUUUGACAAAUUUAAAAUAAAUAACAAGCAAAUAAACGGACCAAAAACAACGAGAAUUAGAAGAUCAGAAGUAAUCAAAAACACUAAGGAAAUUACAUCCAACGCUACACACUCUUUCAUAUACCAAACGUCUAAAACCUUACGUGAUAGGCUUGUCAAUCCUCGUUUGCCUGAUUUUAUAAAACCAAAAAAAUACAAUAUUGAAGUAACAUUAGAGACAGGACUGGAUAUCUUCUAUGGAGAAUGUCGUAUUAUGAUUAUGAUUCUUAAGGCUACACAAAAUAUAAACCUGCACUCAGCAAAUUUGGAAAUAAUUGAAGUCAUAUUUACAGGAAAGACUGAUAGUUAUUUAAUAGUGGGUAAAGCACGUGAUAUUUCGUAUAUACACGAACAGCAAAUUGUCGUCUUAGAUUUCCCUGAAGUUCUACGUCCUGGUAAUUAUACUUUGAGCAUAACUUAUAAAGGUGUUAUUGCUAAUGAUGGAGGUUUUGUCAAGGUCACAUAUAUAAAUAAGAUAGGAGAAAAAAAAUGGCUGAUCGUAACAAAUAACUCAGCGAUAGGAAUGCGACGACUCUUUCCAUGUUGGGACGAACCCGGAUUAAAAGCUGAAUUUUUCAUUGUUGUAAAUGUUCCUGAAUCUUACAAUGUUUAUUCAAAUUCUGUUCCUUUUACAUCUAUGUCAAAAUCGCCUUUGACGACACACUAUAUCAUAACUUCUGAAAUACCUACGUACCGAAUAGGAAUUGUGAUAUUUGAUAAGCAUGAUUAUACUAAUAUUACUCCCAUACAAAACCUCAAAUUAUGGAGAAGAGAGUUGAUGGAAGUACAAUGGGAUCAAAUUUUGAGAUUAAUUGAAGAUGUCACACGUACUGUUGAAUAUACAUGGCAACUACAGGAAGGAUAUUUAUUAAGAAAUCAAUUUGCGAUCGCAGGUUUGACAGAUGAUGGCGUGGAUAAAUUGGCGUUCGUACUUUACAGAGAAGAAGAUAUUAUUUACAAUGAAAAAAUAGAUCCCAUUGCACGCAAAAUAGA
Pogonomyrmex barbatus (red harvester ant) is the source of this 1061-nucleotide messenger RNA. RefSeq names its product endoplasmic reticulum aminopeptidase 1-like. NCBI's taxonomy places the organism in Eukaryota, Metazoa, Arthropoda, Insecta, Hymenoptera, Formicidae. The record is from RefSeq and is a predicted model, not a curated record.